AUGGAUUCCAAACGGGCACCGCAGGACUCUAUGAAGUCGACUUGGAGAACGGCAGACAAGACCACCUGGAGCAUCUACCACCACCUCAUUAACACACUCAAUGCGUACCCCACAAGCCUCGACGAGCCAGUCCCAGUGCACCAGAAGACGGAGAAAGUACCUCAUCUACCGCAAUCCUCGCAGAUUAUCUGGGUCAUGUGUUAUGCGUUCGUGCCCAUUGUCCUCCACCAGCUAUGGCUCAGAGCAACAGGCUACGGGUACCUGGGGCCCUUUGCGACAUUCCAGCUGUACUUCAUGGCUUUCAAUGCCAUUGUCAUCCGCCAGGUCCAAGUACUCCGACGACUUGGACACACGUGGGGAUAUCUUGACGGUGACCAGCAUGAGCGAGACGGCGUGCCGGACGUGGGCGUUGGCAAGGUUGUUGCCGCCCUUUUCAAGACGACGGGCUCGCGCAUGGCCCUUGCGGUGUUCCUCUCCUACGACCCCUUGGUAUCGCCAGCGGAUGCCAUCAGCGACUGGCAGUGGUGGGCAAGACUGAGCGUCCAGAUCGGGCUCUAUUCUAUUUUCCUGGACUUUUGGUUCUACUGGUAUCACCGCGCGAUGCACGAUGUCUCGUUUUUGUGGAAGUUUCACAGAAAGCACCAUCUGACGAAGCAUCCCAAUGCUCUCCUGUCUGCCUACGCAGAUCACGAGCAGGAAUUCUUCGACAUGGUAGCCGUGCCGUUUGCAGCCGGUAUGACCAUGUGGGCUAUUGGACUUCGGCUGGGCUUCUACGAGUGGUGGGUUUGCCACCAGUUUGUCGCUUACACCGAGGUCGGGGGCCACAGUGGCAUUCGCGUCCACCUUUCACCGCCGUCCACCAUGACCUGGUUGCUCAAGAUGUUCGAUUGUGAACUUGUGGUGGAAGACCACGAUCUCCACCACCGAAAGGGCUGGAGGAAGAGCCACAACUAUGGCAAGCAAACCAGGCUCUGGGAUCGCAUCUUCGGGACGUGCACGGAGCGCAUCGAGUCGAUCCAAGGAAAUAUUGAUUAUGAGCACACGGCGUAUGUACCACUCUGA
This is a messenger RNA of Emericellopsis cladophorae, 1062 nucleotides long. RefSeq names its product Alkylglycerol monooxygenase-like protein. Lineage: Eukaryota; Fungi; Ascomycota; Sordariomycetes; Hypocreales; Bionectriaceae. Gene Ontology annotation, biological process: ergosterol biosynthetic process. The record is from RefSeq and is a predicted model, not a curated record. The transcript has 3 exons. Gene Ontology annotation, molecular function: iron ion binding; C-4 methylsterol oxidase activity. Bases 1 to 1062 code for a protein of 353 amino acids.